Messenger RNA from Rhizophagus irregularis DAOM 181602=DAOM 197198, 759 nucleotides. The record is from RefSeq and is a predicted model, not a curated record. Lineage: Eukaryota; Fungi; Glomeromycota; Glomeromycetes; Glomerales; Glomeraceae.
AUGGAUGAAAUAUCGUGGCGAGAGCUAUCGCAAUUUGAAAAUCAACAAGAGAUGUUAUCGGAAAUGAAAAAACGAUAUGGAAAUAUUCGAAUUCCACAAAAAUUCGUAUUAGUGGUUAAAGACGAUCAAGGUAAUGAAAGGAUGAUCGAUGACGACGAUACUGAUUUAGAAGCAGAAAAUCUAAAAUUAAAGAAACAAAUUGAAGAAGUACAAGAAGAAUGGUCUGGUUCUAACAAUAAUGAUGAGUACGACGAAAAAGAAGCUAGGGCUGAAAUGAAGUCUAUUUUGAAAACCAUCGAUGAAACUCGAGGACUAGAUUACAAUGAAACGUUCAAUAGCGCGAAAAAUCUCAAGAUUCGUCGUAAGCUAGUCCUUGAAUUGCGUUCAUCUUUUGCUCCGUGUUUUCCCGCUUCGAAUAAGCAACUUACAAAAUGGUUGGGUUGUCUCCACAAGUCUCGUCGUUCUCAUCAAAGAUUAAUGGAUAGGGGAAAAGCCGAUAAAAAUAAACAUCGGGUGCACUCAAACAAUCGAGUACACGACAAGAAAAUCCGCCGAAUUAAGGCGGCAAAGAGAUUAUAUAGUUUUGACGAUGAACGGAUAACAAAAUAUGAUAAGCGUAGAUUACUAAAGAUGUUAUCCAAUCGCUUAUUUCAUUCUCCAGAAAUAAGCGAGACAGACGAAGUAGACCCAACAAAGUCCAUAAUCGCUAUUUACGACUAUUCGUGGAGAUCUGAUGAGGUUAGAACUUCUGAAUCUUGA